Molecule: messenger RNA, 2263 nt
Organism: Nematostella vectensis (starlet sea anemone)
Lineage: Eukaryota; Metazoa; Cnidaria; Anthozoa; Actiniaria; Edwardsiidae
Product: mannose-1-phosphate guanyltransferase alpha-A
Exons: 12
Coding region: 124-1383 (419 amino acids)
Biological process (GO): biosynthetic process
Cellular component (GO): cytoplasm
Molecular function (GO): transferase activity
Source: RefSeq, a predicted model, not a curated record
GUGUUCGAUGGCCGUGCCACGGUGGCACAUCUCAGAAGGUUCCAAAUGCAGAAUCAAAAAUCACCAUAGAAAUCUUCAUCCCUUUUCCACAUCACCAGUUUACCACGACAGAGCGGCAGCAACAUGUUUAAAGUCGUUAUUCUCAUCGGAGGACCCAUGAAAGGGACCCGGUUUCGGCCAUUAUCUCUUGAAUUGCCGAAACCUCUUUUUCCUGUGGCUGGUUUUCCUAUCAUUCAUCACCACAUAGAGGCUUGCAAAAAGAUUCCAGACUUGAAGGAGGUCAUCUUGAUAGGAUUUUACCAAUCAAGUGAACCACUAUCCAAGUUCAUCACAUCAGCACAACAAGAGUUUGGCUUGCAAAUCAGAUACCUCCAAGAAUACCAGCCACUUGGCACUGUAGGAGGGAUAUACCAUUUCCGGGACCAGAUCUCAUUUGGUAAUCCAGAUGGACUGGUUGUUAUUAAUGCGGAUAUCAGCUGUGAUUUCCCAUUUCAAGAGUUGCUUGAGUUCCAUCAGCAGCAUCCAGGGAAACAUACAAUUAUGACAACAGAGGCAAACAGAAAACAGGCUUAUAAUUAUGGUUGCCUUGUGGAAAAAGAAGGAUCUCAUGAGGUGGUCCACUAUGUUGAGAAGCCAGAAACAUUUGUCAGCUCGCUGAUCAACUGCGGAGUUUAUAUAUUCUCACUCACUGUCUUCCAAACCCUGUCAGAGCUUAUGCAGCACACCUAUAACAUUGCCAGGGAUGACCAUGUCGGAUUUGUUGGACCUGAGGUGCUACGUAUGGGAGAGGAUUUGCUUACACAUCUAGCAGGCACUGGCGAGCUAUUUGCUUACAAGACAGACAGAUUCUGGACUACAAUCAAAAGUGCAGGGUCAGCAAUCUAUGCAAAUAGAAAUUUCCUAAACUUGUACCAACAAUCUCACCCAAAGAGAUUAGCAACCAAUGCACAUGGAAAGCCUAUGAUUAUUGGUGAUGUAUAUGUGCAUCCCAGUGCAGUAGUCGAUACUUCAGCAGUGCUCGGCCCUAAUGUGUCAGUGGGCAGUGGAGUUGUUAUUGGGCCUGGGGCUAGAAUCAGGGAGUCGAUUGUUCUUGAUGGGGCAGAGUUGAAGGACCACUGUUGUAUCUUGUAUAGCAUCAUCGGCUGGAACUGUACUGUUGGCCAGUGGGCCCGUAUUGAAGGCCAUCGCUGUGACCCCAACCCUAAUGACCAGUUUGCCAGACCAGAUGGAGAAUCUCUUUUUGGCACAAAUGGCAAGCUCACCCCAUCCAUCACCAUUUUAGGUCGCAAUGUCUCAAUUCCAGCUGAGGUGGUUGUACUAAACUCCAUUGUCCUUCCGCACAAGGAGCUCUCUCAAAGUUACAAAAAUGAAAUUAUCUUAUGAAAAGCUGCCAGUCUAAGUGCUGCCUUCAUGCAAUGUUCCAAGAAUCCUUCUAGGAAUUCUUCCAUGAGUCAUUAUCAUGCAGAUUUAGUGUAAUAAGACAUAAUACUUGCUGAUGGCCUGGAUAGCAUUUGCAGUAGUGGCAAAUCAAUUAGAAAAAUUGUAAAAUAAUAUGUAUUUAAAUCUAAAAAUAAUAAUAGACGAGCACAUGCAAAUCAUACAACACAACGAUAAAAAUGAGGGUGCUUGAAACAGACUGUGUUAUCUGGUGCACUUUGGUUAUGUUUGUACAAGUCAGGUGGCUGUAGCAACGAAACUGUUCAAAUUUACAGCAGCAAUUCCAAAACACUCAUACAUUCCCUGAUUCCCUGUAACUUUAAAGGAAUGAUUUUUGGGGGAUACUGCGAUCGCUGAGUUGGUAUACCUGUGUAUUUGGUAUAUCUGGUGUAUGGCAUACUUGUGGUACUGCCAUCACUGGGCUGGUAUACCUUUGUAUAUGGUACAGUAGUACCCCUCGAACUCUGAAGGGACGAAAAUCAGUUCAAGUUAGCGGGGAAUUAUAGUUAGCAGAGUAAAAAUGAAUUAAGAUUAGGUUAAGGGAAAUCCAACUUAGUACGAGUUAGCGGGGAAUUCGAGUUAGCCGAGUUCUAGUUAGCGGGGUUCUACUGUAUAUCUGGUGUAUGGCAUACUUGUGGUACUCUUGUGAAUGGUAUUGGUAUACCUGUGGUACUAGUGUGUAUGUUUAGUUAUACCUGUGUUUUUUUAGUCCAUAACCAAAGUAUGUUUACAACAUUCCAUCCAUACUAGGUGCACCAAAAGGUUUUUAUAAACGAGCUAGAACAUUUCCCUUGUUGAAUUAUGAAAAAAAUAUUUAAAUUUUUCA